This is a messenger RNA of Penicillium griseofulvum, 1326 nucleotides long. RefSeq names its product Major facilitator superfamily domain, general substrate transporter. Gene Ontology annotation, molecular function: transmembrane transporter activity. Gene Ontology annotation, cellular component: fungal-type vacuole membrane. Gene Ontology annotation, biological process: transmembrane transport. The record is from RefSeq and is a predicted model, not a curated record. Lineage: Eukaryota; Fungi; Ascomycota; Eurotiomycetes; Eurotiales; Aspergillaceae. The coding region runs from base 1 to 1326 and encodes 441 amino acids. The transcript is spliced from 4 exons.
AUGGAGGCUAAGGAGUAUACUCCCAGCUUCACCAGCCGGAGUACAUCCAUCAUACCUUUCGAUCAACAGUCCGACGACCGAAUCAUUCAAGACGAAGAGAAGCUGCCGCCAGUAGAUGGGGGUCUUCAAGCAUGGCUGUUCCUUAUGGCUUCUGCAAUGCUCGAAGCUCUAGUUUGGGGUUAUGCAUUCGCCUUCGGUAUAUUUCAAGACUACUAUAGCACACACGAGCCAUUCAAAGGAUCUGGAAACAUCGCAGUUAUUGGUACCUGUGCAAUGGGUAUAGCUUACCUGAUUGCUCCUUUGGCAAUCGUUUUGAUGAUUUUGGUGCCUUGGAUUGCUCGCUGGGUGUCAACCAUAGGAGUUCUUAUCAUGUGUUUGUCUUUGGCACUGAGUUCAUUUUCUACCAACGUGACGCAUCUUAUUUUGUCGCAAGGAAUCGGCUUUGGAAUUGGUGGCUGUUUUGCCUAUACUCCCACCAUCCUAUUCAUGUCGGAGUGGUUUGAUAAACGAAGAGGUCUUGCAUUUGGUAUUGUCUGGGCCGGGUCUGGUGUCUCCGGCAUAGUCUUCCCACUCGCCAUCCAGUGGCUUUUGAACCAGUAUGGGAUUGAAGCUACGCUGCAGAUAUCGUCCGUGACAUUGUUCAUCCUUGCUGUGCCAUUCCUCUACUUUCAUCGACCGAGACUGCAUACGACAGCAAUCGCGUACCACCGUCUGAAUUUUCAUUUCUUGUACAACAAAGUCUUCAUCAUUUACCAACUCGGCAACACUCUUGAAGCAAUCGGUUUCUUCCUGCCGACAAUCUACCUUCCAACAUACGCCCGCAGUCUAGGCGCUGGUGACUACAUGGCGUCUCUCACUGUAAUCCUCGUCAACCUAUUUGCUGUGUUCGGCUCUGUCAUCAUGGGAUUCCUUUCCGAUCGAUAUCACGUCACUACCUGCAUUCUCAUGUCGACUGUGGGUACCGUUCUCUCGGUCUUCUUUAUCUGGGGUUUCGCCGACAGUAUCCCCCCUUUAUAUGUCUUUUGUAUUGCCUAUGGUCUCCUCGCAGGGGGGUUCUCCUCCACAUGGGCGGGGGUCUCCAACGAAGUGCAGAAAGCCAAUCCAUUAGCAGACGCGACUGUCAUCUUCCCAUUCAUGGAAACGGGACGUGGAAUCGGAAAUGUGGCAAGUGGACCUCUCAGCGAGGCUCUGCUCAAGGGAGAUACUUGGAAAGGACACGCGAUCGGUGCAUAUGGAACAGGCUACGGGACACUCGUUGUCUGCACUGGCGCAACUGCAUUGAUCGGCGGCCUCUCUGUGGUUGCCCGGCACCUUAACUGGAUAUAA